Messenger RNA from Branchiostoma floridae (Florida lancelet), 1371 nucleotides. Its product is annotated as forkhead box protein E4-like. The transcript has a single exon. Lineage: Eukaryota; Metazoa; Chordata; Leptocardii; Amphioxiformes; Branchiostomatidae. The record is from RefSeq and is a predicted model, not a curated record. Gene Ontology annotation, molecular function: DNA-binding transcription factor activity, RNA polymerase II-specific; RNA polymerase II cis-regulatory region sequence-specific DNA binding. Gene Ontology annotation, biological process: anatomical structure morphogenesis; regulation of transcription by RNA polymerase II; cell differentiation. Bases 87 to 902 code for a protein of 271 amino acids.
GAAACGGUUUGUCUUCAUUCUGAGACAGCCUCCGAGCUCGACGCAUCUUCUCGACGAUCACCUUCCCAAGUUCUCCGCAAGUCAACAUGCUGCCAUUCUCUAUCGACAGGCUGGUCGGCGUGGAGAAGCCAGGCCCCCUGAGGGAGGACGACCACCUUCCCGCUCCCCUGCUCAGCAUGGUCAGGUGCAGCCCGCCCGUGUCGGGGUCCGAGUCGGGAUCCGAGGACGACCGAGCCGGCAGCAUCUCACCCAUCGGCGUCAGUCCCAACCCUCUGCCGACGACGACCGACGAGACGAAGCCCGAGUCGCCCGAGUCCCCGUCCGAGCUGGAGAAGCCCCGCCAUUCGUACAUCGCCCUGAUCGCCAUGGCCAUCAUGUCAUCCAAGGACAAGCGGCUUCUCCUGGGCGACAUCUACCAGUGGAUCAUGGACAACUUCCCGUUCUACCGCAACAACGAGCGGUCCUGGCGCAACUCCAUCCGCCACAACCUGUCCCUCAACGACUGCUUCAUCAAGGCCGGGCGGUCUCAGGACGGUAAGGGCAACUACUGGGCCAUCCACCCCGCCAACAUGGAGGACUUCUCCCGGGGAGACUUCCACCGCCGCCGCGCCAGGAGGAACGUCCGCCGCUACACCGCCAUGGCCCAGCAUCCCUACAUGCAGUACGGGUACCAGUACGCCGCCAUCUCCCAGCCGUCCUCCUACAGCUACGCGCCCCACCCGCACCACUACGCCGUGCCCGUCACCUCCGCCUACGCCACGUCCCUGCCGUAUCCCGCCGUCAUGACGUACCCGCGCUCCGACGUCAUGGCGCUGCCCUACACCAGCUACAGCUACCUGCCCGCCGCCUCGCCACAGAUGGUUCCUGCGCCAGUUCAGAACCUGCAGAGAGUCUCGCUGUAAGGACUGGUAGUAGGAAGAAAAGUUGUAUAGGGACAAUUGCUCAAUACUUGUACAAACUUGUAAAUAAUUCAAGUGUAUAUAUGAAGCAUUUUACCGCUACAAGUCGUAGCAGGACAAGUUGUACAGAUUCGCUGGUGACACCCAUGUAUCAUCUAACUUUUAUCAUUGUUUUUCUUGAACCAUUGUCCGAUGACCACGGUAAAGCAGAGCUUCAAUGCAUUUGUAUCUAAGCUCAAAUAACUAUGCAAAACUGUAUAUCAUACGAAGUUGCCUUACAAUUACGAGCAGUUAUGAUUGAUACUGUGUGCAAUAAGUAAAACUGAAAUGUAUGUACGAAUGUUGUAAAGUUAUUUGUAAUGUUUAACGUUGUUUGUAAUCGAGAAUUUUGCUGGAACAAAAUUCCUCACAAAAUGUCGUUAUAUUUUGUUUGACGAACUUCGUUGAACUCAAUAAAAGAAAGUGGAAAUCA